This is a messenger RNA of Heterobilharzia americana, 813 nucleotides long. Lineage: Eukaryota; Metazoa; Platyhelminthes; Trematoda; Strigeidida; Schistosomatidae. The record is from the annotation of a GenBank genome assembly.
AUGUCUGAAGAGGAUGAGAAAUCCAGAGAAAUUGUAACAUCAUAUGAUGAGAUAUUAGAAAUAACUGGAUUAUUAGCCAUGCGUGAAACUACACUGCCACGUGUAAAUGAAGAUAAAGAGAAUUCUGAUCCACACACUAGUGGCAGUGGUAGUAGUAAUGAUGAUGUUAUAAUGCCAGUGAUGAGUUCCAUUAAACUACAACCGGCCUCCAGUUUAUUGUCAAUCAAUGAAGAAGGUAAUAAUACAAAAUGCAGGACAAUUUCAAUUGCUAAAACAAAAAAUAAUGAUGUUGGAUUUGUCUUUGUCGAAAUAAAACAGGGAUUAUUUGUUUCUUGUGUGAAUGAACAAUCCUCUGCAAGCUUGAAUAGAGUACGUUUUGGUGAUAAAAUACAAUGCAUCAAUGGUAUUGAAGUUGUAUCGUAUACUCAGGCUAAACAACUUAUUGAAGAAACAUACCCUACUGUGGAUUUCUCAUUUAUUGACUGCCCUUAUAGAGAAGCUAAAACAGUAUAUAAAAUACGUGGCAGAUGUGGCCUAUUCAUCAAUGAUGGAAUGAUUUUAGAUCAUACAAAGUACUUUAGUCCUAAAAGUGAUAAAAUUCCACUGAAUUAUUAUAUUACUGAAAUUGAUGGUCAUAGUACUAUUGGUGUACUUGAUGAAAAAAUUGCUGAACUAAUUGAAGCAGUUAAUUCUCCAUUUAUUCUUCAUAUUGUACCUCAGUGGUUUUAUGAAUACCUUGUCUAUGGACUAGACCCUUCAGGUAAUGGAAUAAAAAAGAAAAGGAGAUAUUUGUCUUUCAGCUGUUUUCGUUAA